CGCUGCCCCUGGCGGCGUUGCGAGUCAUAACGAAAUUUCCACCAUCCCGAUGAAGCUCACAGUGCUCACGACGCUCGCUGUCUGCGCCAUGGCCGCCAACUUGAAGACGCCGAUCCCGGCCAAAUUCACCGUCAGCUGCUCGACAGAGGAGAACGCGAUUCUCAAACAGCUCCAGUCCACGAGCACGUACGUGCAGUGCGUCAAGGACGGGCCAACGUCGGUGGACGACAUUUGCGCCGUCCAUUCGUGCGUCGACGCCGCCCAAAACUUGGUCGGCAAGGUCCCCAACUGCAUCUCGAACACCUCGGCGCUGAUCCUCGAUGUUGAGUUAUACGUCCUCAAUUGCGGCGUCGACCGGAACCUCAUCGUGCCGACCAACCACACCGACUCCAACGCCACAACGGUGCCCAUUGUGACCGUCCCAGCCAAUACGAUCACUCCAGAGCCCAAAAAAGCGGCGCCGUCGGCGGCCAUCGCCAACUCGGCCUCACUCCUUGCGAUGGGCGCAGUGAUCUACGCCAUGGCGUAAAUGCUGAAUCAAGAAGGCGCUACGUAGAUCAGCGCUCGCAAGGGCCUGUCGUGCUCAUGGCUAGGAGACAUAUGGAUCAGUGCAAGCGGCCUCCGUAUCAUAUCAAAAUGAUAUUUUUUCUAUCGCAAAGUUAAACUACGAUCGUUGAAACUCGGCA
Saprolegnia diclina VS20 is the source of this 686-nucleotide messenger RNA. RefSeq lists its product as hypothetical. The coding region runs from base 50 to 529 and encodes 159 amino acids. The transcript has a single exon. The record is from RefSeq and is a predicted model, not a curated record. Lineage: Eukaryota; Oomycota; Saprolegniomycetes; Saprolegniales; Saprolegniaceae.